Molecule: messenger RNA, 2277 nt
Organism: Acanthosepion pharaonis
Lineage: Eukaryota; Metazoa; Mollusca; Cephalopoda; Sepiida; Sepiidae
Source: the annotation of a GenBank genome assembly
AUGCCGGUGCGGAAUCAAUGCCUGGAGAAAUUUAAGGCCAUAUUGUAUAAUGAAUACCUGUUAAGCCUCGAAGAAAGGCACUCAGGGUCGGAAGAUCAAGUUGGAGCUGUACCAUUGCCUACGAGUUUACCUGCAGCAGAUCAUACCCCUAUCUUUCCACAAACUUCACCUUCCGAGGAAGGGGAUGUUGUUUGGCUCUCUCGGGUCUGCAAUGCCCCGCAAGGUGAUCGAGCAAUAAUUUGCUGUGACAGUCCCAUUAUUGGAAUAAUCAUUUUUCUCCCUCCCUCCCUUCUCCUUCCUUUUUUCCUUCCUUUCUCCCUCCCUUUCUCCACCCCUUUUCCUUCCCCUUUCUCCACCCCUUUUCCUUCCCCUUUCUCCACCCUUUUUUCCUCCCUUCCUCUUUUCUCCUCCCUUUUUUCCUCCCCUUUUCCUUCAUUUUUCCUCCCUUCCUUUGUCCCUUUAUUUUUCUUCCUUUCUCCCUUCUUUUUUUUUUUUCUUCCUUUUUUAUUAUUAUUACCCGCGAGUAGUCUGAUAUACCUUCUUUUCUUUUUUUCUUUCUUUUUUUUCUUUCUUUUUUUCUUUCUUUUUUUUCUUUCUUUUUUUUCUUUCUUUUUUUCUUUCUUUUCUUUUUUUCUUUCCUUUUUUUCUUUUUUUUCCUUUCUUUCUUUCCUUUUUUUUUUUUUUUUUUUUCUUUUUUUUUUUUUUUUUUUUCUUUUUUUUUUCUUUUUCCUUUUUUUUCUUUUUUUUUUUUUUUUUCUUUUCCUUUCCUUUUUUCCUUUUUUUCCUUUUUUUUUCUUUUUUUUUUUUUUUUCUUUUUUUUUUUUUCUUUUUUUUUUUCUUUUUUCUUUUUCUUUUUUUUUUUUUUUUUUUCUUUUUCUUUUCUUUUUUUUUUUUUUUUUUUCUUUUUUUUUUCUUUUUCUUUUUUUCUUUUUAUUUUUUUCAAUUCCCGUCCCUGCUUUUCUCAAGACGCUCGCCGCCAUCAGAGACCCGUCCUACACGACCAAAAAGAGAACUGCCAUGUUGCUUUUUAACGGCGUCGCCUUAAUCAUCCAAUUGAUUGGUUUGCCACUUUGCCUUUCAACCGAUGUCAUUAUCCGGGACCACCAAAAAGAAAUGAUGGCCAAAGUUGUUCUCACAGCCCAGCAGAAAAAAUUCAAUGUCGUUGAAAAAUUAUCGGGCUCCUUCGCGGGGGAAAAUGAUGGCCAGUUUAACUGGCAAUUGCCAGUAGCCAUGGUCCUUGUUUCGUUGGUUCAUUGGGAGAAUUUCAUCGAAGGCGAUGUCAGUAUAUUUGGAAUGGAGAUAAAGUUUUCAAAAUGGAAGAAGUCUCUGCAUUUAGUUCGGGAGAAGUUGUAUAUCUUUGUUAGCGUAUGGAAAAUCACGUGGACAAUAGUGUGCGCACUUUUUUUUAUGGGAAACCUCACACUGCAAAUGAAAUGGCCGACGUUAUCACAGGAGAGCGGCGAUAACGAUGCUAAUCUACCCGAAUUUGACAUCGAGGACAAUGUUACAGCACUUUCGAAUUCUGCCAAUCUUGCCGGGGUCAUAAUUCCAGCCGAAAUCGCCGAUAAUCUAAAACAUUACGGUUUGCUGUAUGUCCAAUUCUUUUCCUCCCUGGCUUGUUCAUACUUUGGAGGGCUUGCUUGUAAACUUUGCAUGCAAAAUAUAGGGUUUUCUCUUCCCCUCAUUUUGAGCAUGCCGACAUGUGUACUCUUGGUCGUUUUACAGUGUCAUUUUUCUUUUUUGCCGGCUACGGCUGACUCGUUCGUGUGGGUGUGCCCUGGAAGAGAGGUCCUCAACGGGUGGACAAUUACAUGGCUUGUCCUUCUCUGGUUGUCAAAAAUUGUGAUUUGCUCCCACGUUUGGUUUUCAAAGUCUGGUAGAUUAGCAAGGAUUGAAAGACUUUUUGUAUUACCAAUGCGAUGUGGAAUCCUGACCGAAGAAAACCUUCUUUUACGGCGAAGGAACGACAGAUGCACCCCCAUUCAGUUUGAUGAUGAAGAGAGUGACGACGUUUAUCUCAAGGCAGACAACACAGUCCCGAUGAUUUACGCAUGCGCUACAAUGUGGCAUGAGACGCGGUCGGAAAUGACGCAGCUGUUGAAAUCGCUCUUUCGGCUUGACAUCGACCACAGCGCCAGGUACUUGGCGCAAAAAUUUUACAAAAUCAAGGAUCCGGAUUAUUACGAAUUCGAAGGACUGUUUGCUGAUACCGUGGCAAAUCAUGUCCUCUCUGAUCUGAUUGUUCUGUUCUUGGGUAUCUAUCUAUCUAUCUAUUAA